ACUAACCGGAAUUUACUCCAUUUGUCUUGUUUAUUUUCAAAAUGGGAAAGGAAAAAGGAGGAUUUCUUACCCCAAAAGCGAUAGCGAAUAGGAUCAAGGCCAAAGGUCUCCAGAAAUUACGAUGGUAUUGUCAGAUGUGUCAAAAACAGUGCAGGGAUGAGAAUGGUUUCAAGUGCCACAUGAUGUCGGAGUCACACCAGCGUCAGCUGUUGUUGUUUGCCGAAAAUCCAGAUAAAUACAUUGAUGAUUUCUCGAAGGAAUUUAUGGAUGGAUAUUUAGAGCUGCUGAAGAGAAGGUUUGGCACAAAGCGAGUCAACUGUAACAUAGUUUACCAGGAGUAUAUAGCCUACCGUGAACACAUCCACAUGAAUUCUACCCAGUGGGAGACCCUCACAGAGUUCAUCAAAUGGCUAGGCAGAGAAGGAAAGUGUGUGGUAGAUUACACAGAGAAGGGCUGGUUUGUACAGUACAUUGACAGGGACCCAGAGACAAUAAAGAAACAGGAACAAACAAAAGCCAAGGAGAAAAUGGACAUGGAUGAUGAGGAGAGGACAGCAAGCCUCAUACAGAAACAAAUCAAGCGAGCCGCUGAACAGGGAACCGUGGCCAAAGACGUGGAGUACACAGAACUCAAGAGGGAAAGCGAGGAGGAAAAAGUGUCACUUAAUUUUUCUGGCCUUGUGUCUAAGAAAAAGGAUGAACAACCACUGAAAAGUUCAGAAAAUCCUCUUGCUGUAAAAAAGCCUACAGAGGCAGAGAAAACAAAAAAGAAAGCAAGCAGAUGGGAAAAAGAAGAGCCUAAAAAGGAGGUAAAAAAGGACCCCUUUAAACCACCAAAACCGGGAGAGAAAAGAAAAUCUGCUUUGGAUGAAAUCAUGGAGUUUGAAGAGAAAAAGAAAGAGAAGACAAACAGGAAGGACUACUGGUUGACAGAGGGAAUUGUGGUCAAGAUCGUCACAAAGAAACUCGGGGAGAAGUUCUACAAGAAGAAGGCAGUGGUCAAAGAGGUGCAGGAUCUAUACCGGGCUGUGAUAAAAACAAUCGACUCUGGAGACAAGAUCAGAGUGGACCAGAAUCACCUAGAGACCGUCAUACCAGCACAAGGUAAAUUGGUAAAAAUAGUGAACGGAGCGUACAGAGGUUACGAUGCAGUAUUGGAGUCCAUUGAAGAAAAGAAGUUUUGUUGUACUGUGUCCAUACACUCUGGUCCACUAAGAGGGCGUGUCAUCGACAAUGUUCAAUAUGAAGAUAUAAGCAAAAUUUAUCAACCAACGUGAAAAGUGAAAAAAACUUUGCAUUAUAAUUUCAGGAAAAGACAGACAAUUUUGUUUGUAUGUUGAAAUAUGUAUGACAAAUAUGUUGAAAUACUUCCGCUAGGAUAGUCAUAUGAUUAUAUUUGUUGAGGGUCAACCCAGAUAUUCCCAAUGUCAAGGUUGACCCAGUCAAAUUUCAGUACAUGUAGACCUGUAUUGUUAUUCCAUGGCAUAUGAAAAAGCUACGUUUAUUGAUAGUAAGAACUGUACAGCUAAAACAUGAACAGGUUGUUUUUUGUCUUGUACUAUCCUAUGUAGUUGUACAUUUUUAAUUCUUGUACACGCAGAAUAUAAAGUUCCUCUUUUAAAUCUCAUGUCCAUAAAACUAUCAUAACAUAAGUGUUUGCAACAUUGGUUUUAGAGUAGCACUUUUGAGCUCACCAUUGUUAUUACUGUUUUGCAAAAUUUGCAUUUAAUGUGUGUGUAUGAAAGAAAUAAACACUGAUGAAAUACU
Messenger RNA from Magallana angulata, 1767 nucleotides. RefSeq names its product DNA/RNA-binding protein KIN17-like. Gene Ontology annotation, biological process: DNA damage response; DNA replication. The record is from RefSeq and is a predicted model, not a curated record. The transcript is spliced from 10 exons. Gene Ontology annotation, cellular component: nucleus. NCBI's taxonomy places the organism in Eukaryota, Metazoa, Mollusca, Bivalvia, Ostreida, Ostreidae. Gene Ontology annotation, molecular function: double-stranded DNA binding. The coding region runs from base 42 to 1277 and encodes 411 amino acids.